Xenopus laevis (African clawed frog) is the source of this 1997-nucleotide messenger RNA. RefSeq lists its product as uncharacterized. NCBI's taxonomy places the organism in Eukaryota, Metazoa, Chordata, Amphibia, Anura, Pipidae. The coding region runs from base 189 to 1757 and encodes 522 amino acids. The record is from RefSeq and is a predicted model, not a curated record. The transcript has 8 exons.
AAGCUUUUUAUACCCCUAGAAGCUGUUUCUUUUUUUUUCUUGCUGUAAAGCAGAACUUGGUGAGAUAGUGAUCCAGUUUGCCCACAAGCCUCACGCUCAGGAAACCAACCCCCUCUCAGUGUUACCGACCCACAACUUUUGCAGUGAAAAUAAACCUCUGAGUUGAGAUCAAGUCACAACAUCCAACAAUGAAUCUGCUUCUCACACUCUUCCUGCUAUGGACCUGCCAUGGAGGAAUCCAUAGCAAGAAUCCAUACUGUACUAUCCAGACUGGGUCAGUGCGAGUGAGUGAGGGAGACAAUGUCAUUAUCCCAUGUAGGUUCAGUUACCCCGGGGAUAGAAGAGACAGAUCCAUCAGUCUGAGAGUCUACUGGAGAGCAGCAACAUCCCGGACCUGUGGACAAAACACGUUCAUUUAUAAUCACACAGAGAAUUAUGUACAUGGGAACUACACAGGGAGAAUCAGCCUGGAGGGAAACCCCAAGGAACAGAAUGUGGUGUCUCUCCGAAUCCAGUGGAUCAGACGCACGGACGGCCCAAUGUUCUGCUGCCGCCUGGAACCAGAAGACAAGGAAUUAAAACCUUGGCAGAAUAUCCAGGGAACAUUCAUACAAUUAUCAGAUGAAUUCUCUGUACAACAAGUUGAUACAAUUCCUGCCAUUGAGGGAGAAACCACCGUUAUCCCCUGUAUUGUUCAUUCUGCAACUGAGGAAAUACGGGAAGUAACAUGGAGCUGGGGGGACAGUCUCACUUGUAACAAUAACCCCAAUAUUGUGAGAUGGACAGAGGAAAAUGGAUCCCAGAAGCAAAGAGACUUCUCACUGGUGGACUUCCCUAGAGACGUCUCAUUACGGAUAGAAGGAGCUGCCCCUUCCCAUAGGAAACAUUACUGCUGUGAGGUGAAAGUGGGAAACAAAACUGCACAAAGUGAUCAUGGCACAGAACUGGCAGUUGCAGCCUCUGAGCCCAGCGUUGGCUUCUCUGUUACUCAGAGUUCAGAACUCACAGUCCAGUCGGGAGACUCAGCCUCCAUCAGCUGCUCCUUCUCUCCCAACAGAGACCCCUUGUGGGUGGGAGUUUACUGGCGAGUGGGGAACCUCACGGGACCAUUUGCCUAUCACCCCUCCCAGGAGAUGGUCCAUCCCAUGUACAAGGGGAGGACAGAGCUGAGGAGGGAGACAGAUCUCUAUAUAAGGAACGUGCAGGAGGCUGAUAAUAACACCUCAUACUAUUGCUUUGUUAUACUCAGAUUUUGUGAGGAUCUCAACAUCUUCAGUACAGAGACCAUUUAUGGCACAGGGACCAGACAGCUUGUGACAGACUCUGCACCUCCAGGCUGGGUUAUUCCAGUGGUUCUAUCGCUCAUCGCUCUUCUUCUCCUCCUGGUUGGGACGUUGACCUGCCUGAGGAUCAAAGGAAAAAUAUGUAUUUCUCACAGCAAAGGGCAAGAAGUGAAUAUUUCACUGACCACAGAUGCUAGAAGCCCAACAAAUCAUUUUCUUGGUACUGUGGCUCCUGAGCAGAACAGAAAUCCUCAAUCCCAGACUGACCGAGAGGAAUCCUCAGGAGUUCUUUAUUCUCACAUUAACCACAAGAACCAUAGAAACAAAGAGGAAAAGGAGAAUUCAAUUGCUAAGAGUGAGGAAGGCUCAUCUGUAUUAUAUGCAGUGGUUGGAAGAGCAGACCAUGGGGCUGUAUAUGCAACUGUGCAAAAGAAUAAUAUUUCAGCCUUGUCCUCCACCCUACACAGCCAAUGAGCAUCACAGGCCUCACAAAGCACAAUUUCAUCUUCCCUCUUUCACUAAAUUGUUCUACCAUGACUACAUGGUGUAAAGACUCAGCAAACAGGCCCGUAUUUGUGGAGAGGCCACCAAGGCCCUGGCCUAGGGUGGCAGGAUUUUAGGCGGUGGGGAGGUGCAAGAGAGUGGGGAGGUGCAGGAGAUACGAUAGUUUUUAAAAUUUCCUGUACGUCAAUCCCCAUUGCUCUGGUCCCGAUG